This is a messenger RNA of Arabis nemorensis, 228 nucleotides long. NCBI's taxonomy places the organism in Eukaryota, Viridiplantae, Streptophyta, Magnoliopsida, Brassicales, Brassicaceae. The record is from the annotation of a GenBank genome assembly.
AUGAAGCUUCACACAUUGUGGGUGAUCAAAAAUGUGUGUGUAGUCCAACAAGUGAUCCAAACAAGGCUAGAAGAAGUAACAAUCAAGGAGGAAGCAAAGAAGAGACUAUCAAGGCUGAACAAGUUGUUAAGGCUCGGCGACUACAUUGUCAUGAGCCAAGAGUCUACAAAAGAAGCCUUAACCAUCACACACAAGGCAGCAACCGAGAAUGUUAAAGACAAGACAUGA